GAAUGUCGCGUCGGAUGCUUAGUGCGUGGGAAAUUCAAGUUCAAUUUUGGACCGGAAGUGUCGCGACAUACUGCGACCAUGUAUGAGACUUUUAGUCCUUUUUCUUUAGGCAUCAGCGGCGCGUUUCCGGUGACGUUUGAGUAAGCGACGAAAGUGCUGGAGCAGGAGGCCGGGCGGCUGUGGCUUUGACUCAGGGCGGGAACUCAUUGACUGGGACUCAACUACAGUUGAAACAAGCACAAAAUGGCAUACAGAAGAGAUGAAAUGUGGUCUGAUGAGCGCUACGAGUAUGAAAGACUUCCUCGAGAGCGGCUUCCUCCACGUCCUGAUGGUAUGCCGUUUACAUUUGGCAACAUAAAGUACCAGGAUGAGUAUCCUCGAGUCGUCAGCUUUGGGCCCAAGAAACCACAAUUUCUGGAGAGACCUGGGGAAGGAAGUUACAGUAGAUAUGAAUAUAGUCAUGCUCAUGUUGGCUACCGAGAGUAUGAAGGUGGUCGUGGUUUUGCCCAUGAAAGAAGAAGUGGCCCGCCACAUAGAAGUGAUGAUCCAGAGUAUAGAUGGCCAAGAGAUGAACAUCCUGCUAGUCGCCAGCCUGAUUACAGGGAUAUCCGAGAUGGCAUACGACGAAAAAACAUAUAUCCUCACUAUGGAAGAGAUCGAUCUCCACAUAAGAGGGAUUCUCCUUACUUCAGGGAAUCACCAGUCAGCCGAAGGGAUUCUCCUCACAGCAGAUCUGGCUCCAGUGUCAGUAGCAGAAGUUAUUCUCCAGACAGAAGCAAAGCUUAUGCAUUCCACCAGUCCCAACAUGGUAGAAGUGUAUCAUCUUUACAUAAAAGAAAUAUUUCACAAGGUAAAGAAAGAACUUCUCAGCCUCUGAAAACGUCAAGAGAUGUAUCCCCCUCAGGAACCACAGCAGCAGCAACUUCUAAGGCCUUGGACAAAAGCAGCAGGUUAUCAGAAAAGGAACUUGUAGAGGCUGCAAGUAGGUGGGCCGCUGAAAAAGCAGAGAAAACAGACACAAGCAAUUUGCCUGAAAUUUCAGAGUAUGAUGCUGGAUCCUCAGAACCGUUAUAUGUUGAACAACAUGAAGAAAAUAGUGCCAAUAUAACUGACAAUAAUGAAUUAUUUGAAGAUAGCCAGCACAUUAGUCGUUCAAAGGCAAUUGCUGCAAAGACAAAAGAGAUUGAACAAGUCUACAGACAAGAUUGUGAAACAUUUGGCGUUGUAGUGAAGAUGCUGAUUGAUAAAGACCCUUCUUUAGAAAAACCCAUCCAGUUUUCCUUGAGGCAAAACUUGCAUGAGAUCGGUGAGAGGUGUAUUGAUGAACUUAAACACUUCAUUGCAGAUUAUGAUUCUGCCAGUCAAGAAUUUGAAGAACAGUAAAAUCAAGUCUGGAUUGUUAAUAUUAUGUAAAUACUACUUGUUUAAAAGUAACAAAUGUUCAUGACUUCACAUCAACAUCUGUACAUCCUACAGCAGAAUUUUCCCUUUGGUCAAUGUUAAUAAAUCCUGAACAUAUUUAUGUAAUAAUCCCUUUGCCAACGUGCAACCAAUUCAUUAUUCACUUGUAUCUCAGUUCCGAGUAAAAACCUUAUUUCUGAAUUUGAAAUAAAUAGGGGUGAGUGGGUGCUAUAAGUUGAUUUUUGCACAUGGAACAAGAUUUCCUUCUGUAGCUCCUGCCCCUUUCCCCCAGCUAAAGGACCUUCAGGAAUGCAGUAGGAUGUAUUAUAGAAGGGCUACAUGUAAGUGGAAUCUGUGAAAAAUAGGAUCCUCUGUUGGAAGCAAAUGUGCCUUUUUUGACCAAGAAGCCCUUUGGUUCCAUCCCAUCAUAUUUAAGCAGUAUUGAAUCUGUAACUUUGAUAUGGCAUUCCUUUUGAACAUGCUUUAAGUGUCAUUCCCCAAUUACUGAAACAGUGUAAUGACUAAAUAGUCCUGGUGAGAGAGAAUGACAGUUCAGUAACUUUUACUACUACUGUCUGCAGGAAGUAAUUGUGCAAGUUUAUUAUAUGUAUAUUUUACUUGUAGAUGUCUUAAGUAGAAUAGUUUUUCAAGUUGUGUUGUAACUUUGAGUAAACAAUUGUUGGAAGAUUCUCAAUAUAGCUUUAUUUUAGAGUUACUGCUUUUUGUAAUUGAAAUAGCCUAUAAUUAAAAAAAAAAACUCCCAAAACAA
This is a messenger RNA of Heteronotia binoei (common prickly gecko), 2170 nucleotides long. RefSeq names its product periphilin 1 (gene PPHLN1). The record is from RefSeq and is a predicted model, not a curated record. The transcript has 11 exons. Gene Ontology annotation, biological process: negative regulation of DNA-templated transcription; negative regulation of gene expression, epigenetic; protein localization to heterochromatin. Bases 244 to 1383 code for a protein of 379 amino acids. Lineage: Eukaryota; Metazoa; Chordata; Lepidosauria; Squamata; Gekkonidae. Gene Ontology annotation, cellular component: nucleoplasm.